This is a messenger RNA of Striga asiatica, 2411 nucleotides long. Lineage: Eukaryota; Viridiplantae; Streptophyta; Magnoliopsida; Lamiales; Orobanchaceae. The record is from the annotation of a GenBank genome assembly.
CAGUUUUUAGAAGUAACCGCACACAUACCGUUAGCAGACAAAAUCCACGUGUCACUCUCCUGUACGUCCAUAUCAGCGAUUUCAGUACUCUCCAUUCUACACUCACUCCUCACGUUACCUUCGCUUUAUCUUCCCCACCAACCCCACUUUCUCACUCCUCUCUUUCUCUCUCUAGACUUGACUUAGGGUUUAAUUUUCCCCAAUCCGAGUAAUCUGACUCAAACUCCUGUCAACCAUGGGUUCGCUGCCCGAUCCAGGCGAGUUGACUCAUCCUCCUCCCCCGCCGCCGAGUUUCGACGAUUUCCAGCGCCAGACGUCGCUUAUGACAACCUGCACACUCCUCUGGAAAGAGCUCUCCGACCACUUCACCACCCUCGAGCAGGAUCUCAUCAAGAAAUCCGAUGCCCUCAAGGCCAAGUUCCAGGCCCUCAACAACGAGACCCAGCAGUCUCUGCAGGCCCUCGACUCCCGCGAGUCCUCCAUUUCCAAAUCCAUGUCCAUCGCCUUCGAGGCGCUCGAGAAGUCGACCAAGGCGUCCUUCGCCGUCGCUGCCCGGGACGCCGCCGGGGAGCCGGAGGUUGACGACUCGGAGGGCCUGCUGAUGAAACUGAAGAGCUUCUGCCACCGGAUGGCGGCGCGCGAGUUCUGGAUCUUCGUGACCUCCCGUAAAAAGGAGAUCGAGUCUUUCAGAUCGGAGCUGCCGAAGGCUCUGGCCGACUGCGUGGAUCCCCCGAGGUUCGUUCUCGAGGCCAUCUCGGAGGUUUUUCCGGUGGCGGCGAGCAACAGUGGCUGCGAUUUGGGGUGGGCGUGCGUGCUGCUGCUGGAAUCCCUGAUUCCGGCGAUCGUAGAUCCGGUGCUGGGGAAGGAAAGGAUGCUGGUGACGCCGAGCAUCAAAGGGAAGGCGGAGGAGAUAGCUGAGACGUGGAAGAGGAGCCUGGACGAGAGGGGUGGGAUCGAGAAUGUCAAGACGCCCGAUGUUCAUACUUUUCUACAGCAUCUGGUGACCUUUGGGAUUGUGAAGGAGGAAGAUGUGGACUUGUACAAAAAGCUCGUGGUGGCUUCUGCCUGGAGGAAGCAGAUGCCCAAGCUCGCUGUUUCUCUUGGUCUCAGGGAUAAGAUGCCCGUGAGUGAUUACCUUGUGGUGAGUAAAAGGAAGAAAACCGAAAGCCGGAUGCUGGCCAAUUUGCGUGUGGUGUUAGCCUCAAACAGAAAUGUGGUGUCUCAGUACCUUGUGCCUAACUGUGCAGAUAUGAUUGAGGAGUUAAUUGGAAGGGGACAACAGGUUGAUGCUGUGCAUUUUACAUAUGAAGUUGGCCUUGCCGACAAAUUCCCACCUGUUCCCCUGCUGAAAGCUUUUCUGAAAGAUGCAAAGAAGGCGGCUACAUCCAUUUUGGGGGAUCCCAACAGUUCGGGCCGUGCUGCGCACAUGGCCGCCAAGAAGGAGCAAUCUGCCAUCAAGGCCGUCCUCAAGUGCAUCGAGGAAUACAAGCUGGAGUCCGAGUUCCCUCCCAAGACCCUGAAGAAAUGCCUUGAGCAGCUCGAGAAGGCCAAGAUCGAGAAGAAGAGGCCCGCCAGCCCAGCAACCAAACGUACGCGGGCCAGCAACGGGGGCCCGAUGCCUCCAGCAAAGGCUGGCCGCUCAACCAAUGCCUACGUUUCGUCCUUCCCAUCUCCCCCGACAUAUAUCAGGUCUCCUUCCCACACUCAAUACCCUUCCCCAGUCCCAGCUUACCCUGCUGUGCCAGCUGUCUAUAACAGGAGCCCACCAUUCGCCGCCUAUUCACCAGAGGCUCCUGCACCUGCAAUCGUUGGAUCAUACCCAGUUUCGCCUGUGAACUUCCCGGCUUAUGGGAUGCCGCCCGCUUACCAGCAAGCUUACUACUGAUCGACGUGACUGGGGCCCACUCGGAGGUGAAAGGUGAUUGCUAAUGAUAAUUGUGACGACAAAAAUCCAAAAAGAAAUUUGUCAUUUUAAUGUGUCUGUUGUAAUCCACUAACCUUUGAUGGUAGUAGCUUUUGUGUUUGUCUGUGUGUUUUAAUUUGUUUGACCUUGACAAGGGGCAGGCUGUAUUUUUCUGAUGGUUGAUGAAAAAACUUGUAGUUGUACUAGGUGGUGUGAAAAAAGUAAUUUAAAAAAAAGACGGUAACGUAGACUCUUCUAUACUAAUACUUGGUAAUCAGUAUUGGUGGGCUAUUUAGCAUUAUUUUUAUGCGUUGUUAAAAAGUCCACACGCAUGUGGUGAUCUUCGGGCAUGAUUCGUUUAUGCUGAAUGGACAAGGUGAAUAGAUGCAUGUACUGUAUUACCUGUUUAGUCAAUUGUUUGUUGAAAAUCUGUGCUUCUAGCUGUUUGCAAAUUGCUCAGUAAUGGUGAUCUUUUUGUUGUGGGGAUCUGUAAGGAAUCCUUAUUAUC